AUGUAACUUAUUCACUUCGAGACCGUCAUAUCUUUAAUUUUACUUAAGAAAUUAAUUGAAGAAACGUGCUUUACGAUAAACCGCGUAUCGGAUUUGUUUAAUUGAACCGUUGAAUGUCGAAAGAUCGCUUAAUCAAUAAUACAAAUAUCAAGCCUUACCUAGUCGCUUCGUUAUUGUGAGUUUGUUCACUAAUUCUAUCAAUCCACUUCGGAAUAGCUCUCAUUUUGAAUGUUUUGUGGAAACAAAUUUAUUUAUUUAGUUUAUUUGAGCAUUCCAAACAAAUAAUUCGAACAGUUAGUUUACAACAUUUUAGAUAUUUAGGUCGCUUGUGACAGAAAACAUCUUUUCGUACCAGCUUUUCUUCCACCGAAGUUGCUAAGCAACCAAAACACCUCACAACACCAUUUUUCAACCCAUUAAUUUCUGCCGCCAUAUUGCUCUGUCGCAUUCGUUCAUCGCUACGUUCAUUGUUGACAGCUAACCGGAUAUAAUACAUGUUAUAAUACGCCUCACAAAAUCGAAUCAGCAACAGCAAAUGUGAUAAAAUUAAUUAAUUUUGAAUGAACGCAGCCGGUAUUAGGUCAUUUAACGUUUGAAAAUUAAUUUAUCUGAAAAAAACAUAGGAAAUCGCAAACUCGGAUUGAUAAUUUAGUUUAAUAAUAAUAAUCAGUUCAGUCCGGUGACUGUGUUGCAGUCGUUCAUUUUGGUUUUUUUUUUUUUGAGCCGAUGAGCGACAUUUCAAUUUUCGGAUCCGCCAUGUUAAAUUCAGUUCAUUUUUGCUCCGAUUGUAUUUAGUUUUUGCAAACAAUUUAUGCGCGUUCGAUCGCGCUACAAUUUACAAAAAUGAAAAAAAUAGCUCAGCCAACUAUUCGCAAGGUGUACGGCCAGACCAGUCCACAAGAUACACAACAAAUGAAUACCGUACGUAAAAUAAACAGCUUGCUUUCAAGCGGAGCCGUCAGCGUCACCGGUCCGACACAAUCUCGCUUAUUUAAGCAGAAAAUUCAACAACCCGUUGCUGUUAAACAAGAAUGCUACAUUUGUGAUGAACAUUGUGGUGCUAAUGGCAUUCCGCUGACAGAAGCGCUGACAACAGUUACAAAUACCAAAAUUCCAAAUAAAAUUGGCCGUGUUGUUGGCGAAGAUUUUAUGGUUAUCAUCAGCGUCGAUGACUUGGUGUGCAAACGAUGUUUGGCAUUGUUCAAUCAGAUGGACCGGUUGGAGAACGAUUUGGAGCGUGUUAAAGGGAACAUUUUAAAUUUUAUAAACAAGAAAUACAAACUAAAUGACAAUGAUAGUAAGACUACGUUGUCAUCGCAACCGGCCACCAAAUUGCAAAGAAUUAAUUCGAGUGGUCCACAAAUAACGUACAGCCGAAAGACCAACGGUGAUGAUGAUGAGGUGACAUUAACUCGAAAGGUAGCCACAAUGCCAACGCUACAGGCAUUUCAAAAAGAUUCUGGCGAAUUUUACGAUACGUCAAAUGAUAAGCAGACCAUUCAGACCACAAUGGGAACUCAGAUUCGACAGCACACAACAAUAACGCCGGUCCAAGCAAAGAAACCGCAAUCGGUAACCACCAGGAUGUACAAGUGUGUGUCAUGCGAUUUCAAAACGUGCGACUUGAAAGAGUUCACUCCUCAUUACGAUGUCUGCAAAGCUAAGAAUUCCGGUCUCCGUUGUAAAGUGUGUAAAAAAGGAUUUGCCAAUUCGGCUAUGUUGAAGGCGCAUAUGGACGAGAAGCAUGCGAAAGAGUUUGUGUGCAGUAUCUGUUGCAUUAAUUAUGUUAAUGAAAUUUCGCUGAAGAAACACAUGGAAACCAAUCAUCCUGAUGUCAAAACGAUUAUUGAGACCGCUGCAGCGCCAGUAGGAAUAAGUCAAUUGUUCACCUGUACCCAAUGCAGUUUCAAGACGAAUGAUAAGCAAGGCUUCGACGAGCAUAUUAAAAAGCACAACAAAGUGAAACCCUUCAAAUGUCGCAUCUGUGCCGCACGCUUCGAAACUAGAGAAUUAGCUGCCGUUCAUGCGAAAACUCAUCAACCGGAUUAUUUUAAAUGUGGCAAAUGUUCUGUGUCAUUCCCGCAACGUGAACUUUUAAUGAAACAUUUCGAAACACAUAAGCAAUCAGCCCAGAUCCAAAGCGUUCAGCAAGUCCAACAAACUCAACAGCCGUCUCAACAGGACUUGACAACGCAAAAACUGUUACAGGACACCAUUGACGAAGCGCUACGCGGCGACAACAGUGGUGAAAUGGAUCCCAAAAUCGACUUCUUUUCAUGUAAUGCCUGCUCUCUUACCUUUAUACAAGAGAACUACUACAAUCAGCACAUGGAAACACAUAAACGAGAAGGAACGAAAAAAUCUGUGCCGACAACCAAUUCACAAAGUCUUAUACGCCAGGAGGUUCGAAAUACGAACGCCACAAUAUUACACACGCAAACGAAUUCGAUAUCGGAUGCUGACAUCGAAAGCAUGUUUGAGAAAAUGCAUUCGGACAAAGUGGAGAAUGAAGGCAACAGCAACAGCAGCGAAAUGGUCAUAACGAGCCAACAGAAUUCAGUCGGCGGAAUUUCGUUCAGCAUUACAAUACCACAACAAGAGGAUGGUUCACAACAAAAUUCACAAGAGGGAUCCAACGACGGUAAGAACGACGAGGAAGCCAAUCGAAUGGGUAUUGAUAUGCCAAAUCUUGAUCACGCAGACGAUCAAGAGCAAAACCUUGAGCAGCAAGAACAGCAUUCUGGGCCGGUUAGUAUGCCGAGCCUUGAUGAUGACGGUGACGAUUCCAGCCAUCCUUCGAACACUGAACAAAUCCCAAUGGAUUUAGAAGAGAUGCAAAAUGCCGCCGAAAGUGGUCAAAUCAAAUUCAUUAUGAACGAGGAUGGUCAAAUAUUACAAUUAGAUAAUCACAUCAUCACAACUGACGCAGACGGAAACCAAAUUCUUGUUCAAGGCACCGACAGCGAACAAAUUCAACAACUGUUACAGAGCGUUGGCGUGCUACAAGGCGAAAGCGACGGGGAAACAUAUCAAAUGAUUCAAGGCGAAAAUAACCAAAUGAUUCUAGUACAAGGUGAAGGCAAUGAGGCUCAGUUAAUUGAUGCAUCCAUGUUGAGCGAGGAUGGCCACUUAGUGAUUCAACACGAAAAUGAUGGAGGAUUACCCGAAGGAAUGCACAUCGUUAAUGAGGACGGUGUUCAGGUACCUGUCUCUUUUGCAAUCACUUCGCAACAACAGCACGAACAAUUGGACGAGGAUGGGGCUGUUGAUCAGCAACAACAGAUGGAAGAACAUGAAGCUGAUGAAGAUCAUAAAGAAAACUUUAUGGAAACGAAUGCAGAAGAAGAAGCCCAUCAAGCAACUGAAGAAAAUAGUACAACAACAACUGAAACUGCAAUGAAAACGGAAGCUUCUUCACCAACACACCCCGUGUCGUCAACAACAGGAGAAGGAUUUUUCAACAUAGAAGAUUUAAUGCAGCAACCGGAGCAAAAGUAAAAGAUGAAUGAAGGGACACAACCUACGCUAAAUAGAGUUCUGCUUUAAACAACAACAACAAUAUGGAAAAACCGUCAUUUCAAAUGAGAGAUCCUGCUCCGUUCAAUUUUUAAUUAAAAGUUUAAUUUCGGAAUUAAUUUUAGUUUUUUUUUCUCUUUUUUUUCGGACGCAAAUUGCAUCCGGUUAAAUUUUAUUAUUAUUGUUUAUUGUUAAUGGAAUUGUGCUAAGGAACAAAAAAGAAGCAACAAUAAGUAGAAAAAGAACAGGGAAGAUAAAAAAUGGUAUUUGAUUUAAUUGGAAAUGAUUAAAUAAAAAGAAAAGUGUGACGAUGAAAUGAAAAAUCAUAAAAACGUUCUUUUUUCUCACUUAUUGAAUUGAAUUUGACGACUUGUAUUAAAAAUGAUAAAGAAAAGGGAAAAUCGAUGGAUGGAUGACAUGAUGAAUAUAUAUAAAUAGAAAUAAAUUGGAAACUUUGGGGUUUCGAACGAUUAAAAGGUUUAAAAAAGAAAAAAAUUAAUUAAUCCCACACACAUAAGAAUACUAUUCUUCGGAGAAAAUCACUAAAGACAAAAAUGUGUAACGUGAAAAUAUAAAAUAAAAAUAAAAAACGGAAAAAGUAAACAAAAUGCAUAACAAAUA
Messenger RNA from Bradysia coprophila, 4137 nucleotides. It is a transcript of the gene pzg, whose product is annotated as putzig. NCBI's taxonomy places the organism in Eukaryota, Metazoa, Arthropoda, Insecta, Diptera, Sciaridae. Gene Ontology annotation, molecular function: DNA-binding transcription factor activity, RNA polymerase II-specific; RNA polymerase II transcription regulatory region sequence-specific DNA binding. The record is from RefSeq and is a predicted model, not a curated record. Gene Ontology annotation, cellular component: nucleus. Gene Ontology annotation, biological process: regulation of transcription by RNA polymerase II.